Messenger RNA from Neodiprion virginianus, 8126 nucleotides. Its product is annotated as serine-rich adhesin for platelets-like. The transcript has 2 exons. Lineage: Eukaryota; Metazoa; Arthropoda; Insecta; Hymenoptera; Diprionidae. The record is from RefSeq and is a predicted model, not a curated record. The coding region runs from base 17 to 6754 and encodes 2245 amino acids.
GUCAAACCAACUCACAAUGAGUAAAAUACUUACACUGGUCGUGUUUGUGAUUUUCUGCUACCAAUUGGUAGAAAGUGUGCCAAACCGAUUUGGUAGAAAACACGAAGUUUGCAGUGAUUAUUUGGGACACGAAUCGGGCUCGAAAUUUAGACCGUAUGGCACCGGGUCAUUAGAAGAUGCAGAAACUGGAUCUGAAUCGCGGUUGAACAAUUACGGUCAAUAUCGCACUAGGUCAGCAACAGAAGACAAGGCAGGAUCAAGAUAUUGGGAAAAUGGUCAUCGUUAUCACGGUGCUCGAUCAUUGGCGCCAGCAAAAACAGGAUAUAGAUCAUUGUACAACAGGCACGGUAAUCAUGAUGCUGCAUCAUCAGCGUCUACAGCCACAAGCUCUAGAUCGUUGACUCAUAGUCACGGUAAUAAUGGCGUGGGAUCGUCAGGAUCACGAACAGCAGUACCAAAAUAUUCGUUCAAUAAUUACGGUAAUUAUGAAGACAGGUCAUCAGCAGGAGCUGAAUCUGAAUCUACAUUAAGCUAUAACAAUGAUAAUAGUGGCGAAUCAUCGACGAAAUCAGAAGCAGGAUCUAGAUCUUUGUCGAACAGUUACGGUGAUAAUAGCGACGGUUCAUUGAUAUCAACAACCACUAAUUCAGAUGAAAAAUAUGUAUCUCUGUCAGAUACUAAUGGUGAAAACCAUGACGGUUCAACAUCGUCAAAAACUGGGGAAACACUGUCACACAGUGAUAGUUAUGAUGAUGCUGGGUCAUCACGGUCAAUGGGAGGAAGAUCUAGCCAUUCCUCGAACCACCAUGGUCAUCAUCGCAUCAGGUCAUCAACGCCAAGAGUAGGAAGAUCUAGAUCUUCGUUCAACCGUUAUGGAGAUAACGAUGCUGAGUUAUCACAGUUAGAAAGAGCUCGAUUUAGAUAUUUGAGGAAUGGUUACGGUCAUCAUCGUACUAGGAAUUACGACGGUCGCUCGUUGGCUGAAGGAAGAUCGAGGUAUUCCGCGAAGGGUUUCCACGAUGAUAACCACAAGUCAUCAGACAAUUCAAAAUUGGGAUAUGGAUCGUCGUUCAACAGUUACGGUGAGAAUCGUGGCGAGUUAUCUUCGGCAGAAAGUGCAGAAUCUGGAUCUUCGUUGAACGGUCACUAUGAUGAUAAUAAUGCAGAAUCAGUGAAUUCAGAAACAGAAUCAAAAUAUUCGUUGAAUAGUUACGGUGAUAACCGUGACAGAUCAUCACUAUCAAUGGACACUGAAUCUGAAUCUAAAUCUCGAUCUGAGUCUGUGAUAUUAGAUGGUAACGAUAUUGAUGGCGACAGUUCGUCUCGAAAUAAUGCUGACGAUGAAAACGAUGCUGCGUCAUCAUCAUCGUCAACAACGGUGUCUGGAUCUACUAGUAAUGGAGAUGAGGGUGAUAAUUCAUCAUCGGCGGCAGGAUUAGAAUCCGAAUCUUCAGUCAGCACUUCCGGCGAUGACAGUGAUAAGUCAUCAACAUCAACAACAAGUGAAUACGUAUCUUCGUCGAAUGUUCACGAUGCAAACCAUAAUGUUUCAUCAACAUCAAUAACAACGGAAUCUGAAGUUUCACCUACAAGUAAAGGUCAUAAGGGUGACACGUCAUCAAUGCCAAACAAAGAACCUGAUCCGCGGUCCAAUGAUGACCAGCAUAAAGGCAGCAAGUCAUCAGUGUCAACGCAAGCGGAAUCGACGUCUUCAUCCGACGCUUCCAGUAAUAAAAGCGGUGACUUGUCAACAUCGACAACUACGGCAUCUGGAUCUUCAUCUGGUGAUAACGGUUAUGAGGGUGACCAAUCGUCAGCGACGACACAGUCAGAAUCCAAGUCUUCAUCUGAUACUUACGUUGGUGAUGGCGGAAAAUCAUCAACAACAACAAAAACUCAAUCCAGAUGUUCGUCGAACGUUGCGAAUGCAAAUAAAGUUAUGUCAUCUGUUGGUAACGGUUAUAAGGGUGACUAUUUGUCAGCAACAACACAGUCAAAAGCAGUCUCUUUAUCGGAAACCGGCGGUGGUAAGGGUGAUGACUCAUCAACAUCGACGGCAUCUGAAUCUUCAUCUAGUAGUGACGGUCAUGAAGGUGACUAUUCGUCAGCAAAAACACAGUCAAAAGCAGUCUCUUUAUCGGAAACCGGCGGUGGUAAGGGUGAUGACUCAUCAACAUCGACGGCAUCUGAAUCUUCAUCUAGUAGUGACGGUCAUGAAGGUGACUAUUCGUCAGCGACAACACAGUCAAAAGCAGUCUCUUUAUCGGAAACCGGCGGUGGUAAGGGUGAUAACUCAUCAACAUCGGCAUCAACGGCAUCUGGAUCUUCAUCUAGUAGUGACGGUCAUGAAGGUGACUAUUCGUCAGCGACAACACAGUCAAAAGCAGUCUCCUUAUCGGAAACCGGCGGUGGUAAGGGUGAUGACACAUCAACAUCGACGGCAUCUGAAUCUUCAUCUAGUAGUGACGGUCAUGAAAUUGACUAUUCGUCAGCGACAACACAGUCAAAAGCAGUCUCUUUAUCGGAAACCGGCGGUGGUAAGGGUGAUCACUCAUCAACAUCGACGGCAUCUGAAUCUUCAUCUAGUAGUGACGGUCAUGAAAUUGACUAUUCGUCAGCGACAACACAGUCAAAAGCAGUCUCUUUAUCGGAAACCGGCGGUGGUGAGGGUGAUGACUCAUCAACAUCGACGGCAUCUGAAUCUUUAUCUAGUAGUGACGGUCAUGAAGGUGACUAUUCGUCAGCGACAACACAGUCAAAAGCAGUCUCUUUAUCGGAAACCGGCGGUGGUAAGGGUGAUGACUCAUCAACAUCGACGGCAUCUGAAUCUUCAUCUAGUAGUGACGGUCAUGAAGGUGACUAUUCUUCAGCGACAACACAGUCAAAAGCAGUCUCUUUAUCGGAAACCGGCGGUGGUAAGGGUGAUCACUCAUCAACAUCGGCAUCAACGGCAUCUGGAUCUUCAUCUGGUGGUAACGGUUAUAAGGGUGACUAUUUGUCAGCAACAACACAGUCAAAAGCAGUCUCUUCAUCGGAAACCGGCGGUGGUAAGGGUGAUCACUCAUCAACAUCGGCAUCAACGGCAUCUGGAUCUUCAUCUAGUAGUGACGGUCAUGAAGGUGACUAUUCGUCAGCGACAACACAGUCAAAAGCAGUCUCUUUAUCGGAAACCGGCGGUGGUAAGGGUGAUCACUCAUCAACAUCGGCAUCAACGGCAUCUGGAUCUUCAUCUGGUGGUAACGGUUAUAAGGGUGACUAUUCGUCAGCGACAACGCAGUCAAAAGCAGUCUCUUCAUCGGAAACCGGCGGUGGUAAGGGUGAUGACUCAUCAACAUCGACAUCAACGGCAUCUGGAUCUUCAUCUGGUGGUAACGGUUAUAAGGGUGACUAUUCGUCAGCGACAACACAGUCAAAAGCAGUCUCUUUAUCGGAAACCGGCGGUGGUAAGGGUGAUCACUCAUCAACAUCGGCAUCAACGGCAUCUGGAUCUUCAUCUAGUAGUGACGGUCAUGAAGGUGACUAUUCGUCAGCGACAACACAGUCAAAAGCAGUCUCUUCAUCGGAAACCGGCGGUGGUAAGGGUGAUGACUCAUCAACAUCGGCAUCAACGGCAUCUGGAUCUUCAUCUGGUGGUAACGGUUAUAAGGGUGACUAUUCGUCAGCGACAACACAGUCAAAAGCAGUCUCUUCAUCGGAAACCGGCGGUGGUAAGGGUGAUGACUCAUCAACAUCGACAUCAAUGGCAUCUGGAUCUUCAUCUGGUGGUAACGGUUAUAAGGGUGACUAUUCGUCAGCGACAACACAGUCAAAAGCAGUCUCUUUAUCGGAAACCGGCGGUGGUAAGGGUGAUCACUCAUCAACAUCGGCAUCAACGGCAUCUGGAUCUUCAUCUAGUAGUGACGGUCAUGAAGGUGACUAUUCGUCAGCGACAACACAGUCAAAAGCAGUCUCUUCAUCGGAAACCGGCGGUGGUAAGGGUGAUGACUCAUCAACAUCGACAUCAACGGCAUCUGGAUCUUCAUCUGGUGGUAACGGUUAUAAGGGUGACUAUUCGUCAACGACAACACAGUCAAAAGCAGUCUCUUUAUCGGAAACCGGCGGUGGUAAGGGUGAUCACUCAUCAACAUCGGCAUCAACGGCAUCUGGAUCUUCAUCUAGUAGUGACGGUCAUGAAGGUGACUAUUCGUCAGCGACAACACAGUCAAAAGCAGUCUCUUCAUCGGAAACCGGCGGUGGUAAGGGUGAUCACUCAUCAACAUCGGCAUCAACGGCAUCUGGAUCUUCAUCUAGUAGUGACGGUCAUGAAGGUGACUAUUCGUCAGCGACAACACAGUCAAAAGCAGUCUCUUCAUCGGAAACCGGCGGUGGUAAGGGUGAUGACUCAUCAACAUCGACAUCAACGGCAUCUGGAUCUUCAUCUGGUGGUAACGGUUAUAAGGGUGACUAUUCGUCAGCGACAACACAGUCAAAAGCAGUCUCUUCAUCGGAAACCGGCGGUGGUAAGGGUGAUCACUCAUCAACAUCGGCAUCAACGGCAUCUGGAUCUUCAUCUAGUAGUGACGGUCAUGAAGGUGACUAUUCGUCAGCGACAACACAGUCAAAAGCAGUCUCUUCAUCGGAAACCGGCGGUGGUAAGGGUGAUGACUCAUCAACAUCGACAUCAACGGCAUCUGGAUCUUCAUCUGGUGGUAACGGUUAUAAGGGUGACUAUUCGUCAGCGACAACACAGUCAAAAGCAGUCUCUUCAUCGGAAACCGGCGGUGGUAAGGGUGAUCACUCAUCAACAUCGGCAUCAACGGCAUCUGGAUCUUCAUCUAGUAGUGACGGUCAUGAAGGUGACUAUUCGUCAGCGACAACACAGUCAAAAGCAGUCUCUUUAUCGGAAACCGGCGGUGGUAAGGGUGAUCACUCAUCAACAUCGGCAUCAACGGCAUCUGGAUCUUCAUCUGGUGGUAACGGUUAUAAGGGUGACUAUUUGUCAGCAACAACACAGUCAAAAGCAGUCUCUUCAUCGGAAACCGGCGGUGGUAAGGGUGAUGAUUCAUCAACAUCGACAUCAACGGCAUCUGGAUCUUCAUCUGGUGGUAACGGUUAUAAGGGUGACUAUUCGUCAGCGACAACACAGUCAAAAGCAGUCUCUUCAUCGGAAACCGGCGGUGGUAAGGGUGAUCACUCAUCAACAUCGGCAUCAACGGCAUCUGGAUCUUCAUCUGGUGGUAACGGUUAUAAGGGUGACUAUUCGUCAGCGACAACACAGUCAAAAGCAGUCUCUUUAUCGGAAACCGGCGGUGGUAAGGGUGAUGACUCAUCAACAUCGACGGCAUCUGAAUCUUCAUCUAGUGGUAACGGUUAUAAGGGUGACUAUUUGUCAGCAACAACACAGUCAAAAGCAGUCUCUCAAUCGGAAACCGGCGGUGGUAAGGGUGAUGACACAUCAACAUCAACAAAAAGCGAAUCCGCAUCUUUGUCGAACGUCCGUGAUGCAAACCAUGCUGUGCCAUCAUCGUCAACAACAACGGAAGUUGGAGUUUCACCUGCAAGUAACGGUCAUGCGGGUCACAAGUCAUCAAUGCCAAAAAAAGAACCUAGACCGAGGUCCGAUUAUAACCAGCAUAAAGGCAGCAAGUUAUCAGUGUCAACGCAAGCGGAAUCGUCGUCUUCAUCCGAUGCUUCCAGUAAUAAAGGUGAUGCCUCGUCAACAUCGACAACAACGGCAUCUGGAUCUUCAUCUGGUGGUAACGGUUAUAAGGGUGACUAUUUGUCAGCAACAACACAGUCAAAAGCAGUCUCUCAAUCGGAAACCGGCGGUGGUAAGGGUGAUGACACAUCAACAUCAACAAAAAGCAAAUCCGCAUCUUUGUCGAACGUCCGCGAUGCAAACCAUGCUGUGCCAUUAUCGUCAACAACAUCGGAAGUUGGAGUUUCACCUGCAAGUAACGGUCAUGCGGGUCACAAGUCAUCAAUGCCAAAAAAAGAACCUAGACCGAGGUCCGAUUAUAACCAGCAUAAAGGCAGCAAGUUAUCAGUGUCAACGCAAGCAGAAUCGUCGUCUUCAUCCGAUGCUUCCAGUAAUAAAGGUGAUGCCUCGUCAACAUCGACAACAGCGGCAUCUGGAUCUUCAUCUGGUGGUAACGGUUAUAAGGGUGACUAUUCGUCAGCGACAACACAGUCAAAAUCCGAGUCUUCACUUGCAAGUAACGGUCAUAAGGCUGAUAAGUCAUCAAUGCCAACAAAAGAACCUAGACCGCGGUUCAACCAUAACGGUAAUACGGACAGCAAGUCAUCAAUGUCAAAGCAAGCAGCAUCCAAACUUGUGUCCUCCACUCAUGGUUAUAGUGGCGGAAGGUCAUCAAUGUCACCACAAGCAGAAUAUAGACUUUUAUCUGAUAUUUAUGGCGAUAACGGUGAUGAGUCAUUAUCUUCAGCAGAGACGGAAUCUGGAUCCUACUACAAUUACGGUGAGAACAGUGACGAGUCGUUGACGUCAACAGGAUCAGAAUUAGAAUAUGAUUAUUCUGCUACGAGUACCGGUGAGAACAGUGACGAGUUAUUAUGGUUAGCACAAGCGGAACCCAGACACUCGUUCAAUCGGUACGGUAAUGAAAAAAAAUUGGGAACUUCAUUCAACAGUAACGGUAACAAAGGCAGCGGGUCAUCAACGUCAACAGCAGCAGAAUCUGAAUCUUCAUCUAGCAGUUCAUCUUCGUCGACUAAUUAUGAUGCUUACAGUGACGGUUCCUCAGUGUAUGCAUAAGUAAACUGUGGAUCCUAGUACAAUAAAUGUGAUUGUGCUUUCUGCGGAUAACUGUUCUGUCACAGGCAGAGAUAUUGUUUAGUACAAAAAAUCGUUUCGUGAUCAAGAGUGUUGUUCAGCUUCACAAGACACUUCUUCCUUUCUACUGAUGUCAACUAUACGCUGCCUUGAAUCCAACCGUCCUAGUCCGUUUCAAUUAUUGUAUCAGUUUACACAUGAAUCAAACCAGUAGUGUCAGCUACUACCGGAAACAUUUUUUUUAAACGCCAGACCAGCUUUGCACCCUUUCCACAUUUUUCCGCAAUAUUCUUUUUUCUCUGGUAAGUAAAGUAAGUGCCAGAAGUGUACCGUGUUAGCAAUAAUUUAUUACCUCCGUUUUGCUUACCCCAUAGCUCUUGAUCGACAUAACCUCUAGGUCCAAGAUUGAAAUGUACGUUGUCAGCAAUACUUCUGUCUGUGGCUGUUUCACUCUCAUUACUGAUCCGUACCAACAGUCCGAUAAAUUCAGGCUAUUACUCAACGUUAUUCGUCUACUGAAUUGUCAGCUUUAACAAGUUACAGCGCAUUUCUUAAGAUAUUCGGAAGCAACAAAAGAUUUGAGCAUUGUUAUAUUAUGGCCAAACAAGGAACAACAUUGUGAAAUAUGUCCAGUACUAUGUUCUCAUAUGAUUUUUCCCCCUUACUUAUAAUAUUCUAUCAUAACAACACUUUCGCAGGCUGCCACGGUUUCACAACUGUUGUAUUAUGACAUCACUGAGUGGACAUUACAAUCUUAUUCGGAGAAAUUUUUUAACCGCUGAAAUGCUGUUACGAUGCGACGGGGCUCACGAUUCUAGAUUUUUUAGAUGGUUUAAAAAAAAAAUGUAUACAUUACACUCACUCUAUAUUUCUAGCUCAGGGCAAUAAUCUAAUUUUUUAUAAAUCGUAACCUUCACUACCCACGACUAAUUUCAGUACACGCCCAGGUUCGUCGACUUCUCUUUGAAGAAUGAAUAUAAUAGGUGUUUUUUGCACAAAAAUGAGUUCCUUUGCUGUUAUAAUCACAUUCAGCAUUCACAUGCAUCCUUUUAUGUAUUUACCUGAAUAAAUCCACAUUCAUCAAACUAUCUGCUUUCGUUCAUUAUUUUUCGAAUCUCGCUGAUUCGCAUAGUGCACUGAAUUUAAUGAGCAGUAUUGCAGAUUUUUCGAGCUAAUGAUUCAAUUACAUCAGUCAAUCGUCUCUAUCGAUAUUUUUCUUCCACCUGUCGUUCGGAUUGUUAUGUCGAACGUGGUCACUCUGAUUAUUAAUGCACAACUGGUAUUGAUUUAUUUGUUAACGUAUAUUUUGUAUCGUUUUCUCGAAAUAAAUGUAUUUCAACUGUUUCGCCUACAA